Messenger RNA from Pungitius pungitius (ninespine stickleback), 1177 nucleotides. RefSeq names its product ER membrane protein complex subunit 10 (gene emc10). The record is from RefSeq and is a predicted model, not a curated record. Gene Ontology annotation, cellular component: EMC complex. NCBI's taxonomy places the organism in Eukaryota, Metazoa, Chordata, Actinopteri, Perciformes, Gasterosteidae. The coding region runs from base 65 to 817 and encodes 250 amino acids. The transcript is spliced from 8 exons.
CGGAAGUGCUCAAGUUGGUGAAACACUUACACGCUUUGUCUUCCGGUGCUCAUUUCUGUCAAAAAUGGCCCGUCCCCUGCCAUUUAAAAUCACAGUUGUUUCUACUGUUUUGUUUGCCGUGUGUACGAGUUUUGUAGGUUGUAAUAAUGGAAGAAGAGUUGGCGAUGCCAUGGACACUGAAUUUGGUGGUUUCUCCGUACCACUCGAACACUCAUUUGAAGUUGAUGAUGUGGCAAAGUUCAGAUUCCGUGGGUCGCUGCUGUUGAAGGCUGGAAGGGAGCCGAGUGUCUCCCUCACUCCCAGCCAGCUGUCUGAGGAGGACCGAGCCAAGCUGAAGGAAGUGGCUGCAGUGGACGGACUCUACAGAAUCCGAGUGCCCCGUGUGCUGCUGCAGGCAGACCGCCAGACGGAGCGCCAGCUGGAAGGUCACCUCACGGCGUUUGUCAGAGCCUGUGCCAUGGUCGAGUCCCAUCUGAGCGACGUCAUCCACCUCCACACCGACGUCUCUGGUUACCUCAUCGGCGUUUCCAUAGUGACGUUACCGGGAGCCUGCAGGGGCACCGAGGUUGAAGACGAAGUUGACCUUGAGGUUUUUAACACCACGCUCAGCGUCACGGCUCCUGUCAAUGCACCGGGACCCGAGACGGCUCUCUUCCUGGAACGAAUGGAACAAGAAUCUGAGAAGAAAGGGAAGAAUCCACAGGAGCAGAAAUCGUUCUUUGCUAAAUAUUGGUAUUUGAUUCUGGGAGGGGCAAUCUUCCUCAUGGUGUCCAACUCAGCGCAGCCCCCAGCAGGGGGAGGCAGAGAGCAGAGCUGAUUCCCACUGAAUGGAUGUACAUCGUGCCCCUCGUUCUGUUCCUCAUGAUGUCUGGCGCUCAGGACCAAUCGGGUGGAGGAGCCGGAGGCGGAGCAGCCAAUGGAGGUGGCCGAUGAUUAACAAGCGAAACGGCUUCUGUUUCUUUUCUUUUUUUUUUUUUUUUUUUAAAUUGUGGAACAUUUCCUGAACAAUAGUUCUCUUGAGCCGGUUUGAACUGCUGUACAUAACGUUAUUUAAGUAGGAUGAAAAAAUGUCUGUCAAACACACAAUUUAAAAUUGUACAGCACAAAGGAGAAAAUUGUGCUCUGCAAAAGACAACAUUUUUAUUACUAAUGUGAAAAUAAAGUAUUUAUUACCUGA